UGAACGGUAGACAGCUGAGUUGUUCGGUUUACUCUGAUCUGGGUUUCUCCUCAUGAGCCGGAGGAGGGGAUACAAUUUGCUUAUCUGAGCCGGGCUCAUAUAAGGGGGUUUAACACGGAGUUGACAGGACUUCGACGGGACUUCAACAGGACUCAAGCACAACCGAGGGUUCUCCUGACAAGAGACUGGUCCUCAGGAUGGAGAAUGGAGCUUCAUCUACCAAACAAGAGAGCUUCCUCUCCAGGAUGGCGCUCAAUGACAACAAGGCUGGUAUGGAGGGGCUUGACAGGGACAAGAUCAACAAUAUCAUCAUGGAGACGUCAAAGGGAUCCAGGUUUUAUGAGAAUGAGUUGAAGAAAGAGCAGCAGGUGAAUCAACGUAUUGAGAAGAUGCUGCUUCAGAAGGCACAGAUCACCGAGCAGCAGUUAAAGACAGCACAAGUUCAAGUGGACAGGAUGGCUUCAUCACUGGAGAAAAGUCGAGAUCUAAGUCGUCUGAUUGUUCACGUGGACAUGGAUGCUUUCUAUGCUGCUGUGGAGAUGAGAGACUGUCCUGAGCUGAAGGACAAGCCGAUGGCUGUAGGAUCCAUGAGCAUGCUGUCAACAUCUAACUACCAUGCCAGGAAAUACGGAGUUCGUGCAGCGAUGCCUGGAUUCAUUGCAAAGAAACUCUGCCCAAACUUGGUCAUUGUUCCAGUCAACUUUGAUAAAUACAGAGCUGUGAGCAAUGAGAUCCGAGAGAUUUUUGCAGACUACGACCCUCACUUCCAGCCACUUAGCCUGGAUGAAGCCUAUCUAGAUUUCACAGACCACGUGGAACAGAGGCAACAUUGGCCGGAGUCGUCACGCACACAUCAGUACUGCAGCGGGCGGCUCGCCACAGAUGAAGGACAGAUCGAGACUUCCCAAGAGGCAGUGACAGAGGAGCAGGACCUCUCUCCAGUACUUUUUGAGGACAGCUUAAGCUCAUCUCCCUCUCUGCCGGGCUCAAGAGACGUCUGUGAUGCUGGGGCUAAGUGUGAGGUGUUUGGGACGUCUGUUGAGGAGGCUGUGAGAGAGAUGCGAUUCCGCAUUGAACAGAAGACCAUGCUGACCGCCAGUGCAGGAAUUGCACCAAACAUGAUGCUUGCCAAGGUGUGCAGCGACAAGAACAAGCCCAACGGCCAGUACAGACUGCCGUCCACCAGAGAGGCCGUCACGGACUUCAUCCAGACCCUUCCAGUUCGCAAGGUUUCUGGUAUUGGGAAGGUGAGCGAGAAGAUGCUGAACGCCUUGGAUAUUACUAACUGUUCCCAUCUAGGCCAGCAGAUGGCGCUGCUGUCGUUGUUGUUCUCUGAGACGAGCUGGCAUCAUUUCAUGGGGAUUUCUCUUGGCCUGGGCUCCACACACAUACCCAGACAUGAAGAAAGAAAAAGCAUGAGUAUCGAAAGGACAUUCAAGGAAAUGAAUAAAACUGAAGAGCAGAUGUCUUUGUGCAGAGAGCUCUGCGAAGAGCUGGCCGCAGACUUGAAAAAAGAAGACUUGAAGGGUAAAACGGUAACGCUGAAGCUUAAGAAAGUAAACUUUGAGGUGAAGACCAAGGCCCAGACGCUGCCAUGUGCUGUCGCUACUGAGGAGGAGAUCUUCGCCGUUGCUAAGGACCUUCUGAAAACGGAAAUAGAAAAUGAAAGCCCCCAGCCACUCAGACUGAGACUCAUGGGUGUUCGCAUUUCUGCCUUCGUUGGUUCAGACGAUAAAAAGCAGAUGCAGAAAAGCAUCAUUGGCUUCCUCCAGCUAAGCAAAACAGACUGUAGCGGCAAUUCCCCAGGUGUGCAUCAAAACCCCGAGAAGGAGCAUCACUCUCUCCAAACCCGGCCAGUUGUGACACAGAUGUGCCAGACACCUAAAGAAGCUCCCUGGCGGAGUCAACAGAGGCAGCUCAAGCAGAGCCAGGCUGCCGAGGGACCCCAGCAGUCUUUCUUUCAAAGGGCUCAUGCCAAAAGGCUUCAGCUCCAGGUGGAGAGAGUCAAAGCAGAAGAGGGAGGAAGUGGAGAAGAUGCUUCUACUUCUACUUCUACAAGCAUUUCUGCUGAAGAGAGUUUACCUUCACCAGUGAAAGAAAAUCAUCCCGCAUGCUCAGCAUCUGAUCAGUCAGAUGAUUUCUUUGUUUCUCCCGUAGAAGCAUCAACAUCAGGCUGCGGUGGGAUGAAAUCAGAAACCCUCACAUGUCCUGUGUGCUUCAGGCGGGUGGAGACGACUGAUCUGAACAUCUUCAACAGGCAUAUCGAUUACUGUCUCAGUGAAGGCUCUAGAAAACCAAACCAGAUUUUGGAUGUGGACCUAGAAAGUGACCAAACAGAAAGUGAAUUCACGGACAAUUUGACAGAGGAGCUUGUAACUGAAGCGGAGAAGCCAAAAACUAACAAAGGGUCAGACAGAGUUUUUGUCGAGGAGAAUCAUCUUCAAAAGGUUUUGUUGAUCAAAGGGGACAGCGAAACCGCGACCUCGCAACAGCCCCGGUCAUGUGACGGUGAAGGGCCUGUCCUCAUCUGCCCGGUGUGUCAGCGGACCCAGACAACCGAGGACCUCACAGUCUUCAACCGCCACGUCGACCUCUGUCUGAACCAGGAAGCCUUACAUGAGAUGAGGGGACAGAUAUUAUCCUCCAAAAAUCCACCCACAGCCAGCAACAGUAAGAUCAAAGGAAGAGAUCUUGUGCUCAGGAAAACUAGCAAAGGCAAAAGCAAAAGACGGGAUUCACCUUCUUCUCCUCCUUCGAAGAAGGCAAAAAACAUCCAGCCCUGCAACACCAUCGACAGGUUUUUCCGGUGACGUUCGUCUGCACAGGACCGACAUCCUCAUCUGAGCGAGCGAAUUCAGCAGGCAGUAACACACUCAUCUCCCAUCCCCAUGCUUUUACUGCUCAAGACUCCACAGCUUAAUCCCGCCUACACAGUUAUUGCACACAAAAACCAUAUUUAGUUUUUUCUCUUCAAAUCAUCGGAAUUGCUGAAGGUAUGCAUUUGCACUGUCUUUUCAAAGCCAUAAACUAAAUGAAAGAUGUCAAAGACAAAUAAUGUAUUUAUAUUUAUAUUCUAGCAAAGUAAUGAGAGUUUUUAAAUGACCCUGGUGUCUGUCAGUGUCUAUUUCAUUGUCUAAUAUUAAUGACUCAUUAAAGAUCAGCCUGGUGUCUCUGUUUUAAUGAGUGUUAAAUGUAACUUAAGGGUAUUUUCCUAAUGCUUGAGGUCAGCGGAUUUUUAAAUUCAUAUUCAUUAGGCCAUUUUCCUCAGAUAUACUUCAGUAAUUUCCUGUUGUAUUUAUUUUACCAAUGG
Molecule: messenger RNA, 3310 nt
Organism: Salarias fasciatus (jewelled blenny)
Lineage: Eukaryota; Metazoa; Chordata; Actinopteri; Blenniiformes; Blenniidae
Gene: polk
Product: polymerase (DNA directed) kappa
Exons: 14
Coding region: 198-2810 (870 amino acids)
Biological process (GO): error-prone translesion synthesis
Cellular component (GO): nucleus
Molecular function (GO): DNA-directed DNA polymerase activity; damaged DNA binding
Source: RefSeq, a predicted model, not a curated record